Haemonchus placei is the source of this 384-nucleotide messenger RNA. NCBI's taxonomy places the organism in Eukaryota, Metazoa, Nematoda, Chromadorea, Rhabditida, Trichostrongylidae. The record is from the annotation of a GenBank genome assembly.
AUGAAGCGCUUCGAAGUCUCAGGACCGACCUAUCCUUUGACGGUCGCAUACCUCAAGAACAAUUAUGACGACAAGGAAGCCCUGAUACAAAGGCUCCUAUACAAUCUUCAAUUUGCGCGCGCCCAUCUAGACGACCAAGAAGCGCUGUGCGAACUGGACUCUAUCGUAUCUCAGCUUAAAAGCAAAGGCGAACAUGUUGACAAUGUAUUUCUGCGAAGACAAUUGAUCAACAAACUUUCACCGAAAGUACCAUUACUGCUGAUAGCUAAAGAGUAUAUCAAAGGAGAACUCAGAGUCACACGCCAGAUGAAGCAAUGGACCAUUUGUGAUACAUCGAAAGAGACAUCAUGCACCCCUUAUGGGAGUAUGCACCGCAAACAUUGA